UACUUUCUUUUUGCUAUCAUUAGAUAUUGAUGUUGAUGUUAAUGUGUAUGAUAAAGCAGUUUUAGAUGAAUGCUGUUGACAAGUGUGUCGAGAAAGCAGAUUUCUGUUAAACCGUCGGAGUUCGGAGUUAUCCAUGAAUUGUUUGUGAACAGUAGUUAUCUUUCUUGAGAAUGAUCUUUCGCGCGUAAGAGUAAAAAUAAUACCAGUAGUUAAAAAUUACAGAAUUUCGGAUUGAUCAACGAUCGACAAAGUUCGAUGUGAUGUCUUGCACAAGCAAAUGAAAAGUUCAGGUAGUGUUUUGGUGAGCUACAUGAACUUACAGCGUCAGUCGCUACACUCGAAAGGUUUCGUUCUCAUCCGGAUAAACGACACGAACGGUGUUGUGAAACCGUUUGACUCAACCGGAUAGGAACAGACGACUUGUCGCCAUUAAUUGAUGCACAUAGGAAAACUUUUUGUGUAGAGAGCAAGCGAUUCUUUUGCUGCGAGCAUCAUGAGUUCGGAGACUGGCUCCAACGCCUCGUUCGCUUUUGUCGCCAGCUUUGAUGAACAAAGAAACAACUUCGCUUUCUACCUGGGCGGUGUGAUGGCGGCCAACUUUUUUCUUAUUCUCUUUGUUUCUUUCAUUCACAGAAGGAAACUUGCUGCAGUUGUUGUGCUGAGCAAACCCGGAGAGCAAUGGAUGGUUUACGAGUAUCUUGUGGUGCUGAAAACCUCCCUUAAACUAUGUGCUAGCCUGUCGCAUCACGGCCGAGUGAGUGUUCAGCUUCUAGGAAAUUUUCAGAACAGUCAAUGGUUCCAUCUGCGUCAGGAGGCCGUAGCACAGAAUAUUCUUAAACGCGGUCACACUGACACGUUCGUCGUGCACACUGCAGUGGAUCUUGGUGAGCUUCAGUGUGUCUCGAUCAAGCUAUCCAGCUGGCCGACUGGGUGGAAGGUUACCUGGAAACCGUGUUUCGUAGAAGUCAUUAGGUGCAGCAACCUGGAGCGAUGGGGAGCAAAAAUCUCCAGGGUCAUGAAGUGCAAAACAUCUGAAACUUGGACGUACGACCUGCUCAGAAACAAACGUGAGCGCAUGUCUUUUAUGAAGCUGCUGAUGAUUAACCAUUCCUGGCUUGCGCUGUUCAAUAACCCCCAUCGACUAGGUGCCUUUACCAGCAUCACCAGUGUCGUCGUCUUCUUCUUCACUAAUGCAGUGCUUCUGAUCACAACACUCUCUGCCUACAUCUUUGCUCACAUGUUGACAGAGGACACGAUGGCAAUGUACAAUCGCUCCGAGGAUGAUGUCAUCCUCUGCUCGGUCUGCAGCGCAGUCGUUUUGGGCUUUGUGCAGGUGCUGGAAUUGGUCCUGCGGAACAUUCGGCCUUCACGCGUCCGUCCGAACCAGCCAGCCUGGAAUGGACUGUGGCAUCCCCAGUUUCCUGUCAACCCCGAGUUCCUCGACAUCACGUAUGAGUGGGACCGCCGGGUUAAUGUCGUCUCUUACGUGGAUCAAAGGACAGCGUCGAUGUCCUCGCUUAUCUCUACCGACAGUUCGUUAUCGUCAUCUUCAUCUGAAUGUUUAUCUGAUGGUACUGUGCCUAUAAAUGUACCUGAGGUGCCUGAACAGAGGACGUUUUUUAGAUUUUUGUACGCUGACUCCACAACAAAGAAAAUUCAAGAUCACGUCAAGAUCGCCAUGGAUCAGAUUGCUGGUCGAGAGGUCUCGGGUGCGGUCUCGCUUCGGAAUCGUUUUCCCAACCGUAGGGGUAAACCGCUUCCAAGGUUCGAUUGGAAUUGCCCUUUGGACAUCAUAGAGGUCGAGCCCAUAGGACAGGAAUCUUCACGUAAAGAAUGUUUCUUCUGUCUUUGGAUAAAAACCCUUCCUGUCAGGGGCACAACUCUGCAACACUACAGUAUGCGGCUGGUACGCAACGUCCGACGUUCCUUUCGCGCGCUGGCGGCGAGUGAGACUCCCAACCUGACGUCCCUCUUGCUGGUCAUGUGCAUCCACCAGUGGCUCGCCUCCUUAAGCUGCCGCUUGCUGCGGGAGGUGGUGAGGCGCCUGGAUAACAGGACACCUCAGGUCCUGGCUUACCUUUACAAACGCCUCCUAAAUGAGGAAAGUAUUCUGUGGUUUGCGGAGCUGGGCUUUGCUGACGUCAGACCCGUGGCUUCAAUGGACGCGCUGCAAAGUAAGCGAAAUGUGAAGGAGUCGUACGAGACGGAGCGCCUGACAAACUUGUGCUCCAACUUCUACAUCGCCAUCCUGCGCUACCUAGCCUUUGUAUCCUACACCAAGGAUCACGACAUCUUUUUUAGAAAUCGUGCAAAACGCGAUGACUCUGAUAGUUCCGGAUCAGACGACUAUAAUGAUAGCCACAUUGUCUCCAGAAGGAGGAUGAACAAGCGGCGAACAAAGCAGCGAGGCAGUGGUCCCGACAGGGGCCGGGAACAUGAGAAGAAAGAAGAUCUAGGAAAUACUGUCCAGGAGGGUAAAUCAUUAAACGGUAGUUCGGGCGACGAUGUGGAUUUUGUAAAGAACGCACCCUUGUCAUGGAGUUCGGGUUCUUGCCUGUCUCUGCAAUCAUCCGAGUAUGACUUUCAAUGCUUAGUGCACGUGCAAGAUGUCGAGCAAGAGGCAAGUCCGGUCGCUUCUUCGUCACAUCUUGACGUGUUUGAGGUUGACGUUUUACAGUUCGACGACGAAGUCUUUCAGCCGACGUGCGAAAAUGGCGAUAAGAUCAAGCAAGCCAGGGACAGAUUCCCUACCAAUACGAACAAACAUUUCGAAUUUUUCAUGGAUCAGGACAUAGAUGACGCGACCAGACAGCACACAGAAGCAAAACACCUGUUGACAAACUCUGACGAUUCCUUUCCCUGUGUUCGUAAGAAAGCUGUACCAGGGAAAAUGGAUCGAUUAGUUCGAUUCAAAACAGAUGAUUCCAAUCCUCGCAGAGAAGUCUUACCUUGGCAGCAAAGGGAGCACGUUCCUAGUAACAUCGAUCCGAACGGAAGGAAACUUAACUCCCAGGAAACAGAUUCCCGUGGACGUGAAAGGGUUUCGGCUAAAAGAAGCCGUGAGUAUGGCUGUGUUGGGCUCAGGGAUCAGUUUUCAGUUCAAGUAGAAACAUAUGUGCCGAGUGCAAAAAAGAAGAGAGAGCAAGAGGAAACUAUGUUUAAACCAGUUGCAACUUGCAAAACCGAUAGAAUUCCUUUCAGAAAAAAGGAAGAAUGGCCAACAGAAAAAACUGUUUUUUCUGACUUGGAACUUUCGAUAACCGCGCACGGUGGUGAAAGGAAGAGACUUGCCAACGUCUCCAACAUUGAAAACUGGACGAAACUGGGAUUGCCUCAGCGUGGCAUGAAUAUAUCAAUGGAAAUGUUUCCAAGGCAAACGUCUCUUGGAAGAAGCACCAGCAAUCUAGAAGAAAGUGACGCAAGUGAUAACUCAGAUUCUGACUCUUUGAAUACGUUCAUGGUUGACCUCACAGAAAGGGACAGAAGCAACUCGUCCUUGUACAGUGCUAAGACAAGACGGACCAUUAGACAAGGAGGCAGCGGCAAGAAAUAUCUGGCAGGCCGCCGAUACAGGGGCUCAGAAAAGAAAAGAAAAUAUUCUUUGCCACAGACAUUUUCAUCGCAGUCAGUCAGCAAGCAAAGACGUUUUCACGACAGGGUUAAGUCAAUGGGACGCAAAGACAGCCGUACAGUCAGAUUCAUGCAAGGUUCACGGGUUGAUGCCCGUUCGACCUUUCGAACGUUGCGCCUCAGUGCGGCUUUUGAUGCGAAAUGGAAUCUCCCUUUGAAAAAUGUGUGGCAGGACACCAGAAUUUUUCACAAGCAAUCUCAAAGUACGAUACCCCGAGCGAACUUGACUCUUGUUCACUCGCUGUGUUCCAGCUUUUAUAACUGCUCAAACGAGUGCUACUUUACGGUGGAUUCGGCUAUGGGCAUUUCCUGCACGUGCUGCGACUACCCGCUGUGCCAGACGUACGCCGUUGUGUUCAGCCUCUUUGGAAAGUACGCCUCGAGCAUUCUGACUCGUCUGCUGCCGAAAGUGAACUCGCAGCUUGUUUCUAUGCAAUCAGCUCAUCAGACAUAUCAUCUGGCGCUUCGCCCAUCUCAUUCUCCUUCUGCCCUAAGAAAACAUCACGCUGCAUGGAAAGCAAUGGAGAAAAGUCUGGAGAAAAAAAUGGGGAAAAAAGUGUUUGAAUCCUCAUUGAAAAUGCGCCUUUUUUUAAAAAGAAACAAGAAUAAAUCUGCCAACGCUAACUGUUGUUCUAGUCAGUCGAGCAGCACAACGUCUUCGAGCUCGUCGGAAUCCAAGGCAUCCUCAAAGAAAAUGAACGUUUCUUUAAAAUCAAACGAGAAUAAAUUUGCCAAGGCCAACUGUUGUUCUAGGCAGUCGAGCAGCACGUCUUCAAGCUCGUCGGAAUCGAAGGCAUCAUAUGUUAGUACCAUGUGGUCUUCUGCCUCUAUCGAUCCCGAGGUGCUGGACAACGAAGUUAUACUCAUGGUUGAGGCUGUGAUUGAAGAGGCAAAGGAGGAGUUAUUUGAAGAGGUCUGCUAUCUGUUGGUGACGAAAACCAUCCUUGCCCAAGUUGUAGGUGAGGCCAGGGUGGAGAUUUCAAGGGAACUCAACGACCCUAUUCAGGUAGCUGUACGCAAGUUCUCCCACGCAAAAAUCGUGAGUCUCCUUCGCGCCCUGCUGCCCCAUAACUACGAAGAAGAUGAGAUCGUGACUCCUGAUGAAAUUCGACGACGGCGUCGACAACGGAGGCGCCGAAGCGAAAGGCACUACGAUCUGCGAGCACCGCCGAGAAUACCAUGGGGCUAUGAGGUUGUGGAGGACGUGUUGGAGAUGCUGACGUCGCGCUGGAUGCUGAACCUGGAAUACAACACCCACGCCUUCACCCUCACCUUCCUGGCCCGUAGUCUGACGUUGGCUAACCUGCACAUGCACGGGGACUGGCGGGAGUUACAGCUCAGACCGCUUCAGUUCAGAUUGCCGCGCAUGUCCGUCUUCGACUCCAUGUCACACGUUUUAGCGGUGCAACACAGGGUGGCUGAAGCAAUAGACGAGGCAGCCAGUGAAGUGCUGCGUCACAUCCCCCCGAUUGCCCUCACCGUCCAGCAGAAUGUGUCCGAAUCGUUCUAUGACCGCGAAAAGCUGGUGAUAUACGUGUGCGAGAAAGUAUCUAUACUCGAGCAGGCAGCCCUAGAUCAUUUGGCAGUGGCAGUGAUACAACGUGCUUCUGAAGCUGUUCAGGACGAGCUCAUACGUCUGGCUUUGGAAAAACAGCGGAUAGAGAGGUCUACACAGACGCUGAAAAGAAAGCGCAACGUGAGGUUCAAGACAUCAGACUACUCCAUCGACACCAAACAAAUGCGAUCCAUUAGGCUUGAAUUGCGAUAUGUGCAGGCAUUUCUCAAAUAUAAGAUUAACAAACUGAACUACUGGAACGCCAAGGAGUUGAAGAAGUACUUGGUGGCUACCAAACAAAUGCAAAAUCAGCAAGUCAGGCAAUGUAUACAGUUCAUGCUCGACUCCCGUGAUUUGGGCGUCGACACGAAAGCCGAGUACACCUUCCGCCAGCUGCAGGAAAUAGAGUGGAUAGUCUCUGACGAAAUCCACAACACUUUUCCCAACUCCCUGAUGAUGCCUUUGCUUCUAAUCAUGAGCCUGUUGACUGUCGUUAUCGUGUUCUUUACCUCGUUGAUGGCCUCCAGCCUCACUCCGGACACGGUGGGCCGCUGGUUCGGCCUGCAUGGCAUCGUAGUUGCCUUCUGGAUAUUGGUCAUGGAGCCAGUCAAGGUCUUCUGGUACAUGGACGUGGGCAGCCAGGACUCCGCUGUGCCGGGAAAGUCAAUGCAUAAAGUCGUCUGAUAUUUUGUUUUUGAGGUCGUGUAGCGUGGCGUGAACGAGGACUCGAGAACAGGGGAAAACGAAGGAGCAAAAUUCUCUUCAUUUUAACUCUGACUCACCACCUACAAAUAACAUAAACGUGUAACAAACUCGGGAAGAUACGUUUGUGACAAGUAUUUAACUGAAUUAAGAAUAGCAGUUAUUCUUCUCCUUUUUCCACUUAUCAAAAUUGUCAAACUUUAGUUAAAUUUUAAUGUGCCUUUGGUGAGGGUAGGGGUCUUUGUCCUUGAUGCUGGUUUCUCGGAUCUUUUGCUUGUUUUCAGUCUCUUCAAAUUUUAUUUGGCAUUUACUAUCUUUAACGUUGUAGUCUGCUGGCAGCGCCAGUGUAAGUACUGACCUUAAGGUCGAGCUCGUGCAUGAACUUUAAGUACUGGUGAGGUAAAAAGAAACUUUGCUGGACAAUGUUACUAGUUUCGUUUGUUGAUAUCGGUGUGAAAGUUAUUUGUUGCUCUCUUCGUUGCUCAAAGUUAGUACUUGGCUAAUGUACGUGACAGUUGUUUGUGUGUGCUUGAUAUUAUUCCUUUGUGUCAGUAUUUGUCCUGUAGGUAGCUAUAUGUACACAUACCUGUUCUUGAAUAUACUGUGAUAAUAUUCCUA
This is a messenger RNA of Pomacea canaliculata, 6505 nucleotides long. RefSeq lists its product as uncharacterized. Bases 494 to 5869 code for a protein of 1791 amino acids. The record is from RefSeq and is a predicted model, not a curated record. The transcript has 15 exons. Gene Ontology annotation, molecular function: protein binding. NCBI's taxonomy places the organism in Eukaryota, Metazoa, Mollusca, Gastropoda, Architaenioglossa, Ampullariidae.